UUGGCUGCCAGCACAACGAAAAAUCCAACGUGUGCGCCACCUCUCAAGACAUAACGGAGAUUUUUUACUCAUUUUCGCAUUUUUUUUAUUAGCGAUUGCCAGAUAACUUUGAGCCAGUUAUUUUUGGACUUUAGUUUUCGGUCUCGGUGGCUCCCGAGGGUCAUCACAGCGUCCUAUACAGCUGUUGGUGAAUUGUCAAUUGUUGCUAUAAGAUUUAUAGUUUUUAGUAUUUCACGAGGGCCUCAUCAGUGCAAUCCUCAUCAUCUUGGGACGAUAUUUAUCGGUUUAUAAUGAACAUAUGAGGAGGACUUCGGGUCACUGUGGAAGCAUCUUGACGCACGUCAAGGUUAUCCACACACUAGACAGUCAUCAACCAUUGUUCUUGUCAAUGAUCACAUGAAUGUUCAAUUGCCUGUGACGCGACGGAUUUCUUUUUCUGCACUUUGUUCUGCAGAGUCACUCCAGUUGAAGUGUAAUCACUCUAUUUGUUUUUGUUUUUGUUUUUUUUUACAUGUUUUGGGCUGGGAAUUAGUGAAACAUGUUCCUCUGGGACUGGUUCUCAGGAGUACUCGGCUAUUUAGGCCUAUGGAAAAAGGGUGGUAAGCUGCUGUUUCUCGGCCUGGACAAUGCCGGAAAGACAACACUACUUCACAUGCUCAAGGACGACCGGCUGGCUCAACACGUACCCACGUUGCAUCCGACGUCUGAAGAACUAUCCAUUGGAAAUAUUCGCUUCACGACGUUCGAUCUUGGAGGCCAUACGCAGGCACGUAGAGUAUGGAAGGACUACUUUCCCGCAGUAGACGCUAUUGUAUUCCUGGUAGACGCGAGUGACACUACACGACUACUAGAGGCCAAGGUUGAACUCAAAGCUCUCCUCACUGACGAGCAACUCAGCUCAUGUCCAGUACUUGUAUUAGGCAAUAAAAUCGACAAGCCUGGCGCAGCAUCGGAACAAGACCUCAUGAAUCACUUCAAUCUCUAUGGCCAGACGACUGGCAAGGGUAAAGUCCCCAGAAGUGAUAUUCCCGGUCGUCCACUGGAGCUCUUCAUGUGCUCAGUGUUGAAGAGACAGGGAUAUGGCGAGGGCUUCCGUUGGCUCGCCCAGUACAUUGACUGAACACGCACGUAAAUACAAUUAAAUCCUCCUCCUCGUCAAAACAGGAAGAAACAAAUGAAAAAAAAAUCAACCACCAAUGUAAUCGAUUACGACGAAAUUGGUACCUUAUUGUUACAAUUAUUUUUCAUCAGUGAAAUUUAUUCAGGCAUUGAUAUCAGACGUCAUUGUAUUUAAUUCGAAAUCAAAUCUGAUGUUUGUGCUGAAAAGAUUUGUCAUUUUAAUUGAUUAAACGAUUUAUUGAGAAGCCACGAGGAAGAAGAACAAAAUGAUAUUGAUACGAAAAUGAAUGCAAAACGGUUUGAGAAAUAAACAGGAAAAAACAUUUUGAUAAAUGAACAAACAA
This is a messenger RNA of Diachasma alloeum, 1463 nucleotides long. It is a transcript of the gene Sar1, whose product is annotated as GTP-binding protein SAR1. Lineage: Eukaryota; Metazoa; Arthropoda; Insecta; Hymenoptera; Braconidae. The record is from RefSeq and is a predicted model, not a curated record. Gene Ontology annotation, biological process: membrane organization; vesicle organization; endoplasmic reticulum to Golgi vesicle-mediated transport. Gene Ontology annotation, molecular function: GTP binding; GTPase activity. Gene Ontology annotation, cellular component: COPII vesicle coat; endoplasmic reticulum exit site. The transcript has 5 exons. The coding region runs from base 539 to 1120 and encodes 193 amino acids.